GUGUGUGUGUAUGUGUGUGUGUAGAAGCAGUUGUGGGGUGAUGUUGGAGCUGUGAUUGGGGGAAAGAUUGAUAGUGAGGUUUGGAAGGACAUGCAGGCAGCCACGGUGAACCCUGACCCCAGCUUGAAGGAGUUUGAGGGAGCUACGCUCAGAUAUGCAUCGCUACGGAUCCCUCUCCCACUGGAAGAGGAGGAGUCUAACAGUGACCCUGAGGCCAAGUGUUUUGCGGUGCAGUCUCUGGGUUGGGUAGAGAUGGCAGAAGAGGACCUGUCGCCAGGGAAGAGUAGUGUUGCCGUUAACAACUGUAUCCGACAGCUAUCCUACUGCAAGAGCAACAUCAGAGACACGGUCGGCAUCUGGGGAGAGGGUCAGGACAUGUAUCUGGUUCUGGUGAACAACAUGUUGAACCUGGUUGAUCCUACGGACCGUUGUCUUGGCAACGUGCUUCAUUCUCAGCCAAUAGCAAGCAUUCGUGUCUGGGGGGUCGGCCGUGACAAUGUCAGAGAGAGGGACUUUGCGUACGUAGCGAGGGAUAAGAACACCAGGAUUCUGAAGUGUCAUGUGUUCCGUUGUGACACUCCAGCUAAAGCCAUCGCUACCAGCCUCCACCUCAUCUGCUCUAGGAUCAUGUCGGAGCGUAAGCAUGCUAAAGCGUUAUCAGGGGCGUUGUCAGGGGGCGUGUCUCUACACGACAGAAUGCAGUCAGGACUAGACCUCCCACUACAAGCAGAGUUCCCCACUCCAAAGACAGAGUUGGUCCAGAAGUUCCGGCUGCUGUAUCUGGGUAUGAAGCCAGUAGACAGACCUAUAGGUAUGGACAUAUUGAACGGGGCCAUAGACAGUCUGAUUGGUUCUUCCAGUAGAGAGGAGUGGAAAGCUGUUAACCUCAACGUGGCUGAUGCUACCCUCAUUAUCAGCAACAACCAGGAGGAGGAGGAGGUGAAGGAGGAGGUGAAGGAGGAGGUGAAGGAGGAGGUGGAGGAGGAGGUGGAGGAGGAGGUGUUGGUAGAGUGCAGGGUGAGGUUUCUGUCCUUCAUGGGGGUAGGGAGGGACAUCCACUGCUUUGCCUUCAUCAUGGACGGAGGAGGACAACGCUACGAGUGUCACGUGUUCUGGUGUGAACCCAACGCUGGACAGCUCUCUGAGGCCGUACAGGCUGCGUGCAUGUUAAGGUAUCAGAAGUGCCUGUUGGCUCACCCCCCCUCCCAGAGAUCCCUCCCCUCCUGUGGCCGUGGCUCCUCCUCCCUGGGCAGCGGCGGUGGUAACCGCGGGUAACGGCGGUGUGAAGAGAGGAGUGCUGUCCCUCAUCGACACCCUCAAACAGAAGGGACCGCUGCCCCACCAGAGUAACCACGGAAACUAAACUAACAUCGUGACUAUGACCGCACACCCCGGUAACUGGGAAAAAAAACAACGCUGCACCUUUUGCUAAUCGUGAAAAUCACUACUCUAAUCCGGUCGAACUAUGGCAGCCAAACGUAGACCUCCUCCCAUCACCUCAACACAGAACUGUCUACCAGUCGGUGAUCACCUCAACACAGAACUGUCUACCAGUCGGUGAUCACCUCAACACAGAACUGUCUACCAGCCGGUGAUCACCUCAACACAGAACUGUCUACCAGUCGGUGAUCACCUCAACACAGAACUGUCUACCAGUCGGUGAUCACCUCAACACAGAACUGUCUACCAGCCGGUGAUCACCUCAACACAGAACUGUCUACCAGCCGGUGAUCACCUCAACACAGAACUGUCUACCAGUCGGUGAUCAC
Messenger RNA from Oncorhynchus kisutch (coho salmon), 1769 nucleotides. Its product is annotated as amyloid-beta A4 precursor protein-binding family B member 2. Gene Ontology annotation, molecular function: transcription factor binding; amyloid-beta binding. The coding region runs from base 91 to 1275 and encodes 394 amino acids. The record is from RefSeq and is a predicted model, not a curated record. The transcript is spliced from 12 exons. Lineage: Eukaryota; Metazoa; Chordata; Actinopteri; Salmoniformes; Salmonidae. Gene Ontology annotation, biological process: regulation of DNA-templated transcription. Gene Ontology annotation, cellular component: cytoplasm; nucleus.